Messenger RNA from Helobdella robusta, 708 nucleotides. RefSeq lists its product as hypothetical. NCBI's taxonomy places the organism in Eukaryota, Metazoa, Annelida, Clitellata, Rhynchobdellida, Glossiphoniidae. Bases 1 to 708 code for a protein of 235 amino acids. The transcript has 4 exons. The record is from RefSeq and is a predicted model, not a curated record.
AUGGUGAUGAAAAAAUCUAAAAACAUGUCUUUUGUGUCGUGUUUUUGGAUGACAGAUCCAUGCCUUGAAAAAUCCACCAACACAGAGCAUCAGCAACCAAUCAAGAAGCCAGGUGAUCUCCCACAAAAGCACCCCCGUCGCGACUCACUUUGUGGCCCCCAUGGGGAAAGAUUGUCAAUCAAAAGCAGCAAGGAUAUAUCUGAUUUUUUGAGUGCCAUUCGCCAGCCGGCUGAAAAAUUUAAGAAGGAUUUUUAUGCUGAACCGAUACCGACAAGACACAACAACAACAACAACAACAACAUUAACAUCAACAAAAACACCAACAAUAUCGACAACAACAUCAACAACAACAUCAACAACAACGUCAACAACAACGUCAACAAUAACAUCAACAUUAAUAACAUCAACAACAACAUCAACAAUAACAACAACAUCAACAACAACAUCAACAUUAUCAACAACAACAUCAACACCGACAAUCAACCCACUGACAGCUCACCACAGAUCCGAUCUCUUCCCUCAAACUUGGCACCCCCUUGGCCAUUCUCCAUCAUCAUCACCGCCGACGCAAUCAUCAUCACCAUCAGCAGCAGCAGCGCAAACACCAUCACUAUCAUCACCAGCGCCACCACAGCCACCGUCGUCUUCAUUAUCACCAUUGGUGGUAGCUUCAAGGGCCGGCAAGAACAAAUCAUCACAUCACCAUAA